Molecule: messenger RNA, 3349 nt
Organism: Dacryopinax primogenitus
Lineage: Eukaryota; Fungi; Basidiomycota; Dacrymycetes; Dacrymycetales; Dacrymycetaceae
Product: plasma-membrane proton-e
Exons: 6
Coding region: 114-3110 (998 amino acids)
Biological process (GO): proton export across plasma membrane; regulation of intracellular pH
Cellular component (GO): plasma membrane
Molecular function (GO): P-type proton-exporting transporter activity; ATP hydrolysis activity; ATP binding
Source: RefSeq, a predicted model, not a curated record
CGCCAUCUUCUACCCUUUCCCUCUCCCUUUCCCUUCCCUUCCCGCCCCCCUCCUUCAAGAAGCUUCGUUUCGCGUUCAUCGCGGCCGUCGUCGUCGUCGUCGUCGUCCCUCCCAUGUCUGAGCCAAUCACGGAAAAGAAGGAGGCAGGCCCCCCGGAGCCCGCUCCGGAGCCUACCUCCGCAGACAAUGCUGAUACUCCUGCCGCCGAAACCCCUGCUGAGAAGAAGCGCGAAUACAAGGACUUUGGCCACGGCGACGAGGAAAAGAACACUCACGCCAAGGUCGACAUGUCUCAAAUCGAGCUCAAAGCAGAGGACCUUUACGAUAAGGAGAAGGUUGAUCUGGAGACAUUGGUUAUGGAGGACGUUUUCAAGCUGCUUCAGUGCGGCGAAGACGGCUUGGAUCCUGCCGAGGCAGCGAGACGUUUGGAGCUUUUCGGUCCGAAUAAACUUGAGCACGAGGAACAAAAUCCCUUCCUCCAAUUCUUGUCUUUCAUGUGGAACCCUCUGUCAUGGGUGAUGGAAGCUGCUGCUCUCGUAGCCAUCGCCCUUUCCAACGGCGGUGGUAUGCCACCGGAUUGGGAAGAUUUUGUCGGUAUCGUCCUCUUGCUGCUCGUCAACUCGUCUAUCGGUUUUUACGAAGAACGUGGCGCUGGUAAUGCCGUGAAGGCGCUCAUGGACUCUCUCGCGCCGAAGGCCAGAGUUAAGCGCAGCGGUGCCUGGUCAGAAAUCGAGUCUGCCGACCUUGUUCCGGGUGAUAUGGUUGCGUUCAAGAUUGGUGAUAUUGUCCCCGCCGACGUGCGUCUUACCGAAGCCAUCAACGUAUCGAUCGACCAGGCCGCCUUGACUGGCGAGUCCUUGCCCCAGAGCAAGAAAGUCGGCGAUCAGUGCUUCUCCGGUUCCACCUGCAAGCAGGGUGAGGCUGAAGGUGUUGUCAUCUCCACGGGUCCGAACACGUUCUUUGGCCGUGCCGCCAAGCUCGUCGGUCAGGACGACGACACAACUGGCCAUUUGCAAAAGAUUCUCGCCCAGAUCGGUUCUUUCUGCCUUGUUUCCAUCGGUCUUUUUGUGGUCCUCGAAAUCGUCAUCCUCUAUCCCAAGUACCACUACUCGUACCGCCGUGGUCUCAACGAUAUACUGGUGCUUUUGAUCGGUGGCAUUCCGAUCGCCAUGCCCACCGUGUUGUCCGUUACGCUUGCCGUCGGUGCCCAGCAGCUCGCCAAGCACAAGGCCAUCGUCACCCGUAUUACUGCCAUCGAGGAAUUGGCCGGUGUCACCAUCUUGUGCUCUGACAAGACCGGCACUCUUACCACCAACAAGCUCACCAUCGACAGCAACCUUGUCAAGACUUACGGUCCUUUCUCCGCCGCUGACGUCAUGCUGCUUGCCGCCUAUGCUUCUCGUACUGAGAACCAGGACGCCAUCGAUGCUUGUGUCGUUGGUGCCAUCCCCGACCCUGCCAAGGCUCGUGAGGGUAUCAAGUUGCUCGACUUCAAGCCUUUCAACCCCGUCGACAAGCGCACUGAGAUCACCUACCGCGAGGAGAGCACUGGCAAGUUGAAGCGUGUCACCAAGGGUAUGACCGGUAUCAUCGUCGAGCACUGCACCCGUAACAAGACCGAGGAGAUCGAGAACAGGCUCGAAGCUGAUGUGGAAGAGUUUGCUGCUCGUGGUCUCCGUGCCCUCGCUGUUGCGUACGAAGAACUCGACGGGCAGGAUCCUGCUGCUGAGGGUAACGGCUUCGAGCUUAUCGGCCUUCUCGCCAUCUUCGAUCCUCCUCGUGCCGAUACUAAGCAGACCAUUGACGAUGCUAUUGCCCUCGGUGUUAAGGUUAAGAUGGUUACUGGAGAUCAGCUCGCUAUCGCAAAGGAGACUGGCCGUCGUCUUGGUCUCGGUGAUCACAUGUACCCCGCCAAGGUGCUCAAGGACGGUCCUCCAGUCGGUGGCAAGCACAUGUCCCUCGAUGAGAUGAUUCUCGAUGCCGACGGCUUUGCUGGUGUGUUCCCGGAGCACAAGUACGAAAUUGUCAAGCGUCUCCAAGGUCUUGGCCACCUUUGCGCCAUGACUGGUGAUGGUGCCAAUGAUGCUCCUGCUCUGUCUCGUGCCAACGUGGGCAUCGCCGUCGAGGGUGCAACCGAUGCUGCUCGUGGUGCCGCCGAUAUUGUGUUGACUGAGCCUGGUCUGUCCACCAUCGUCCACGCCAUCCGCGGAUCACGUGUUAUCUUCCAGCGCAUGAGGAACUACUCCAUCUACGCCUGCUCCGUCACCAUCCGUAUCGUCGUCUGCUUCGCUAUCCUGGCGUUCGCGUACCAGUUCGACUUCCCGCCGUUCAUGAUCCUGAUUAUUGCCCUCCUUAACGACGGUACCAUCAUGACCCUCUCUGUCGACCGUGUCCUUCCUUCUAUGACUCCUGAUGCAUGGGAUCUCGCCGAGAUCUUCGCUUUCGCCGUCGCCUACGGUAUCUGGCUUACACUUUCGACGAUCGCUCUCUUCAUGGUUCUUUGGCAUACCGAGUUCUUCGAGAACCACUUCCACGUCGAUGGCUACCACGAUGACGUCAACAACAACCACAUUCACAUGAUCCUGUACCUUCAGGUCGCCAUCAUUUCUCAGGCUCUUAUCUUCGUCACCCGUUCCCACGGCUUCUUCUUCAUGGAGCGUCCUUCCAUAGCCCUCAUGGUCGCUUUCGGCAUCGCUCAGCUGAUCUCUUCCAUCAUUGCUGCCUACGCUAACUGGUACUUCACCGAUGUUGAGGCGAUCUCCGGUGGUUGGAUCGGUAUCGUCUGGGUUUGGAACAUCAUGUGGUAUAUCCCUCUGGACUACAUCAAGUUCGCGAUGAAGGCUACCGUUGUCAAGUGGCUGCGUGAGCGUCGCGAGCGCCGUAUUGUAGACGACCGUGGUGAGCCACUCCAGCGCACCCAAUCCCGCGCCGCCUCGAUCCACGAGUCUCUGUAUUCCAACCGUGUCAGCUUCAUCCGUCGCGCUGUCAGGACGGUUGGUUUCGGCCAAGGUCGCACUGUCAGGAUGAGUCAGAACGAGCUGCAGCGCUUCAGUUCCCUCCAGGCCCAGCACGCUGGUGCCACCCUCGCUCGCAACCCGUCCCGCGUUUAAACCAUCCGGAUAGACACUCGGAGGAAGACCAGUGUCACGGAUGGACACUGUAUUGCUACACAAACAAAUCGUCGACAAGGAUUCCCUUUUUUGCGCACUUUGUCUCCGCCAUCCUUACAACUGCGUUUCCUCUACUUCCUAUUUCUUAUUUGCCAUGACGUCCGCAGAACCAUUGUAGAAGCUCUAAUUGGACAAGAUUGUCAAUAAGAAGUAUUCCCCGCGGGCGCUUCCCCGCAUAU